AUGAGCUCUUCAGAAAACAUGGAGCUACUUAUGCGCCAGAGCAUUUUGUACACUGUAGGCCGUAUAUGCGACGAAGAAGCGGAGAACCAGCAGCAUGAGCACCGUGCACGUGCUCGUCCUAAAUUGUCGAAGGAAGCCAUGGCGCUCGUGGCCGAUCUCGUCUAUAAACAGGCGGAAGUGAUGGCGACCGAGUUGCAAUUUUUCGCACGUCAUGCUAAUCGUAAGAUGAUUAAGACUGAAGACGUGAUACUGCUUGCCAGGAAACAACCAAAUUUGACUUACCUAUUAGAAAAAUAUCAACGAGAGAACCUCACCUCGAGUUCCACUUCGGUGGUUAGCUCCAGAAAAAAACGGAAGAACGGUGAAGAUAUUGACUAA
Molecule: messenger RNA, 378 nt
Organism: Plasmopara halstedii
Lineage: Eukaryota; Oomycota; Peronosporomycetes; Peronosporales; Peronosporaceae
Product: apoptosis-inducing taf9-like domain 1 family protein
Exons: 4
Coding region: 1-378 (125 amino acids)
Biological process (GO): resolution of meiotic recombination intermediates; replication fork processing
Cellular component (GO): Fanconi anaemia nuclear complex; FANCM-MHF complex
Molecular function (GO): chromatin binding; protein heterodimerization activity
Source: RefSeq, a predicted model, not a curated record